UCGUGCGAUGCCAUUACUCCCUCAGGAGGCUGAGAGAUUCGAUGGGCUGUCUCUACUUUACUGGACGAUCAUGGGCCCGCACGGCAUCAACCGAGCCGUACAGAGGCUGGAGUUCUGCGACUGCAAGAAAGGACUCGGUGUGAAAAUAAUCGGAGGUUACCGAGAGCUGACGGGAGAGGAGUUUGGUAUCUACAUCAAGCGCGUGAUAGCCGGUGGUUUGGCAGCCAUGGACGGUCGGCUUAAGUCAGGUGACCUGAUUUUGGAUGUCAAUAACAUCAGUCUGAUAGGGGUGACCAAUGACAGGGCGGUGGAGAUCUUGAGGACGGCCUCACUCUCUAAUCACAUGUCCCUGCUCAUCGCCAGGGACGAUGAAUCCAGGAGGGAGUUUGCUGAGUUGAUGGAGAAGUAUGGUUCCAAUAAUUACACAGCUUCAGGACGAAUCUCUCCCACUCAGCUCUCCACAGGGAAGCUGACAGACACCGCCUCCUCCUCCUCCUCCUCCAGAUCGGAAAGCCCCCAGCUCCUCAGUCCUAAAGAGGGGGUCACCGCAUACACCCACGCCCCUCCUUACACUGCCAACCCCCCCUACGCCGUGCACGCGCCCACGCACGCCUUCAGUGACAGUGUCAUUCAGUUGAUAUGUGUUGCCAAGGGAACAGGCCUGGGGCUCGUCAUCAAGGGGGGAGCCAACCGUGCCGAAGGACCAAUGGUGUUCAUUCAGGAAAUAGUGCCUGGAGGAGACUGCCAGAAGGAUGGCAGGCUGCAGGUCGGAGACCAGCUGGUGUCCAUUAACAAAGAGUCCCUUAUCGGAGUGACGUAUGAGGAGGCCAGGAGCAUCCUGACACGCACUAAACUCAGACCAGACCCUACGGUGGAAAUUGCCUUCAUCAGGCGGAGGUCAUCCUCCAGCUCCAGCAGCGGGCCUCACAGUCCUAUCUCCCUCCAGGGGUCUGGAGUUGGAGGCGGACCCCAGACGAGGCCCCCUGGACUGGGCACCGCACCUCCACAGCCGGCCGUGGUCACCAAGAUCACCUCCAGCCCACACCCCGCCAGUGAAACCCUGCCAGCAGUCAACGUCAGCCAGGUGCGAGUGUCUCCAGUCAGAACAGAGCAGACACAUGUCUCCUCCCCGCCAGAGAGUGACAGUGUCCCUGAUGCCAACCCUGAGCCUGGCAGCAGUCAGCCUCCUCAGAGGAAGUGCUCCCUCAGUGCUAGCUGUCGCCUCAAACUGGAGAGGUUGGAGCAGGCUCUGGAUCUGGUUGGUCUGAAGCCCACAGAAACUCAGCGGCAGGCGCUUAGGUCCAGACUACGAGCUGAUCCAGCGGGGACGGUGGCCUUCACAGACUUUGAGAGCCUGAUCAGGGAGCUGUUCAAGCCUCAGCUGGAGGAGUUGGCCGUCGGCCAGCCGGGGUCGAGGUUCACAUCUGAUGACCUGUCCAGUUUGUUGGAGUCGCCCACCAACCCACUGCCGUCACUGUCAGACUCUGAGGACCUAGAGGAGAUGGAGAGACUGAGGAAAGAGCACAUCGAGGCUCUGAGGGAGAUCAAGAGGCUGCAGGAGCAGCUGGUUGAGUCUCAGCGGGUUCACCAUCAGAUGGAGGAGGAGCUCAGUAAAGUCAAACAGGAAGUAAAACUGGGAGCAGAGGAGAGUCGGGCUCUGAGGACUCGGAUCCAGCUGGCCGAGGCGGCCCAGAAGCAGGCCAGGGGGAUGGAGAUGGACUACGAGGAGGUGAUUCACCUGCUGGAGGCCGAGAUCGCUGAGUUGAAGACUCAGAGGGUGGAGCAACCAGCGCAGACCAAUAAGCAGGAGGAGAUGGAGGAGCUGAAGAAGAGGGUGGCUGUCCUGGAGUGUCAGCUACGGAAGAGCGAAGCUGCCAAAAAGGGCUUUGAGAUGUCAACAGGAAAACUGCUGAGUUUUGUCGAGAACGUUCAAGAGUUUCUGCUCGAAAGUCACGGACCAACCAAGAGUUACAGCUCUGGAGAUGUUAAAGUCGGGGCAUCGUCUCAAGGCCUCCCCUCUCGCUACAAGAAGAAUCCGUGGACGGCGGCUACGCUGGCCCAGGAGGCGAAGGACCUCACACGGACUGUCAGAGCCAUUCUGGAGGUCGACUUGCUGACCUUCUAGAGGACCCGACUGUUGGAGAACAAAGUCGGCGAGGCUCUGAGACGUCAGCAGGAGCUCAACAGCCAACCAUGAAUUCUCUUCCCUGACAACUCCUCAUCUCCUCAGUACCUGCUAGCAACGGACUCAUGUCUUAUCUCUGCAUGAAACACUGUUUUGUUUCUGUGAAGCAUUUAUCACUGCACAUCUGCUGAAUAGUCACUGAACUGUGGCUUUGUUCCGGUGUUUUCACCUGCGUACGUCAAUGUACAAGUUUAAACAUGGAAGCUGUUUGUCACUUUGUCAGUUUAUCUCACGAGAAACGUUUAUGCAGGUUGAUACACUGGAAGGAGACCGCUGUAAUGUUGGGUUAGGACUACCUGAACGUUUAACAGUUUGGUCCAUUCAGCCUUGUAAUCAUGUGAUGAGAAAAACAGAGUAACAUCAUCAGGUCCACCUGCUGAACCUUCAAAGAAAUUACAGCAAGAAUUGAUCGUCCAGGACUCAAUGAUCAGUUUAUUUAUAUUUCCCCUUAUCAGUGGACAUUAGCAUUUAUAAAUGUUAAUAAGUGGUUUCGAGAUGGAGUUUGGUCCAGUUGGUCAAACAGUCCAUUGAAGAGGUCUCCCUAAUGAAUUAAAGAUGAAAGGACCUAUAUGUAAGUUUUGCUAUUGCUACAUAGAUAACAUUAGCAUUAACAGGUGUUUACUUACCAGUCAAGAAGAAACGUUGCAAGCUGUCUCGAGCAGUGGAAAUGAACCCUCUUGUUUUGCUUCUAUUUCCAAUACUUCUUUUCUUCUAUUGGAGUUAGCAUGCUAACCUGCAAGUCCCAGCCUGGGUUGGCCUGUAUCAUCACUUUCCGAUACCAAAUCACUGUAGCGUCCAGCCCUGAAGAGGUGGCGUGUAUUAUAACCUCUUGGCUAGCAAACGCAACGAUGGCCAAAGCUUUUGUCAAGACUAGUAAGUAAACGGUUGUUAUUGCUAACAUGAGCUAUGUAGCAAUAGCAACAACUUACAAAUAGCUCCUUCAAAAUUGCCAAUAAAAUUGGCACCAAAACACUUGUCACAUAGUAAUGUGAGGCAUGGUCAGAACUGUCAAAACUUUGGUGUAGUCCUUUGAAUAUGACUUAGUUUACCUUCCUUUAAAUGGUCUCUGUAGCAUCAAUAAAUACCUUCAUUUAAGAAGCAAUAACACUAUAACACAUCAAUGUUAAAAUAUCAUAGGAUUGCCAUUUACCGUAGCAGGUGCUCUCUUCCGGAGCGACUUACUCCAUUUAGAAAACACCUCACUGUAGCUCUGUCAGUUAUCUGAUCAAUGUGUAGCUUUGUGUUUGAGUGGCUGAACGCUUGUGUUCGUGCAGUAGAUUAGCCAGCGAAGCAAAUCCUGGAAAUAUCAUCAAACAGUAGAGGAGGAGAAAUCCUGAAAACCUCGCUCACCUACAAACACAAGGUCAGGAAGGACGAAGGAGCUUUGAUGUUUCAAACAGGAAGUACAGCCAUCAGAGUUCUGAUACCAGCAACGAUGUAAGGGCAGCUCCGGCCUGAUUGGACGCUUUAGAUGCUUUUGUCAUGUUUGGAGAUAUUUGCUGUAAAUCCUUUGUCUUUUUUUGAAGUAAAUAUUCAGAAACAAACUGUCCACAUAUCAUAUAUACACAUAUAGUUCUUCUUUGUGAAGAGGAACAGCCAUUUCAAGCUCAAACUGGGUCAAAUUCAGUUUUAGUGUCUGGAUUAUUUUGACUGUAGCUGCAGGAAAAGUCUCAAUUUGGUUAGUCUGAUGAACAAACUUGUAACUGAUAUAAUGAAAUGAAAAAAGGUUAAGAAGCUGUUGUUCCUUACCAGAUGGGGCUUGUUUGAAAUGCAAAGACUAAAAGCACUAACCUUAUGUCAGAAAACCAAACAGGAAGUUUACUGUGAAACUUAUUUUUUUGUUGUAUUAAAAAACCCUCCUGCUCA
Molecule: messenger RNA, 4051 nt
Organism: Seriola dumerili (greater amberjack)
Lineage: Eukaryota; Metazoa; Chordata; Actinopteri; Carangiformes; Carangidae
Gene: stxbp4
Product: syntaxin binding protein 4
Exons: 21
Coding region: 8-2125 (705 amino acids)
Biological process (GO): regulation of insulin secretion involved in cellular response to glucose stimulus; insulin receptor signaling pathway
Cellular component (GO): cytoplasmic vesicle
Molecular function (GO): syntaxin binding
Source: RefSeq, a predicted model, not a curated record